This is a messenger RNA of Aspergillus glaucus CBS 516.65, 1025 nucleotides long. Its product is annotated as tRNA (carboxymethyluridine(34)-5-O)-methyltransferase. Gene Ontology annotation, molecular function: tRNA binding; S-adenosylmethionine-dependent methyltransferase activity. Gene Ontology annotation, cellular component: nucleus; cytoplasm. The transcript is spliced from 3 exons. The coding region runs from base 155 to 880 and encodes 241 amino acids. Gene Ontology annotation, biological process: tRNA wobble uridine modification. The record is from RefSeq and is a predicted model, not a curated record. Lineage: Eukaryota; Fungi; Ascomycota; Eurotiomycetes; Eurotiales; Aspergillaceae.
CACCGAACCUUAUCCUUAUUCCGAGUGUAAUUUACACUUGUAACGGGCGGUAAUAUCUUUUUUGUGGGAUUCAAAUCGCCAAUCCACGAUUCUGUGUCUACAAAGAACUACUCUAUAAAGAGGCAUUGAAGGGAAACCAAGUGGGAAAAGCAAAAUGGCCGACAACGAUGCAACCCCCACCGAUGAAAGAGCCCCGGAAGCCUAUGAGGAACAGAAUGUCCAUGAGGUAUAUCAGCAAAUAGCAGAGCAUUUCUCGUCUACCAGGUACAAGCCGUGGCCCAUUGUGGAACGUUUCCUCCGAGAGUUAUCGCCCGGCUCCAUCGGGCUCGAUGUGGGAUGCGGCAAUGGCAAGUACUUGACAGUCAAUAAGGACAUAUUUAUCAUUGCUUCAGAUCGAUCUGAAAAUCUUGUCCGUAUUGCUGUAAACCAUCAGCCACAUUCGCCCAUCGUAGCUGAUAUCCUCCAUCUACCACACCCUGACGCUUUCUUUGACUUUGCCAUAUCAAUUGCUGUGGUCCAUCAUUUAUCAUCACCGGAGCGACGGAUUCAGGCAAUUACGGAAAUCCUGCGCACACUGAAACCUGCUUCCGAAAGCCAUCCGGGCGGGAAAGCUCUGGUAUAUGCCUGGGCGCUUGAACAGAAGAACAGCCGGAGAGGCUGGGAUAAAGGGGACAGUCAGGAUGUGAUGGUUCCCUGGAUCCUGAAAAGCGGCUCAUCCAAGGGCGACUCCAGCGAUGCGCCCAAAAUUUUCCAUCGAUAUUAUCACCUCUAUGAGGAAUCCGAGCUCGAGCGGGACAUCAGACAGGCAGGAGGGCAAGUCCUGGAGUCAGGGUAUGAGAAAGACAACUGGUGGGCAAUCGCGACGCCAUCAAACGAGUAGAAAACGUCAGGUCGGGUCGGGGUGUGUCGUUUUUUGCUCCGAAGAUCCAGCCUCGAAGUCGAAUAUUUUGCUUCUCUUUUCCUCCCUUCAAUUUGUGACCGAAAAAUGAAAUGAAACGAAAGCAAACUGGUCAUCACAUUCACAC